This is a messenger RNA of Fulvia fulva, 489 nucleotides long. RefSeq lists its product as uncharacterized. The coding region runs from base 1 to 489 and encodes 162 amino acids. Lineage: Eukaryota; Fungi; Ascomycota; Dothideomycetes; Mycosphaerellales; Mycosphaerellaceae. The record is from RefSeq and is a predicted model, not a curated record. The transcript has 2 exons.
AUGGACGCACUUCUGCUUAGUACCGCUUCUUUGAGCUACGCCGAUAUACCACUUCCUGAGAUGGUCGAAUCUCCAGCAUCAGACGCAUCAUCAGUCCACGCGCGAGAAGAAGAGCACCCUUGUACAGAAUGUGGCAAGCAAAGAUCGAGAAGAGGAUCGGUAGCGAUGAGCCCAACACAGAAGAACGCAGGCCGUUCAUACUUUCCAUGCACGAAUUCGAGGUGUCGAAAAGGAAGUGUCAGCAUAAGAGAUCGAGACUUUGUGACAUGGGAUGCGCACGGAGAGAAUCCGCGAUGCGACUGUGGUGUACCGAGCCAACAAGGGAGGACAGGUCGAGAAGAUCGUACGCCGGGAUAUGGGUUUUGGGCGUGCGCUGUGGGAGGCUGCAAGUACUACUCGCGGGAUCGGAAAGGCAGGUCGGUCGCAAGAGGCGAGGUGGCGGCGAAGGAUGUACAGCCUUUCAUACCUUGGUUGCUAUAUGCGAAGUGA